Dentiscutata erythropus is the source of this 330-nucleotide messenger RNA. Lineage: Eukaryota; Fungi; Glomeromycota; Glomeromycetes; Diversisporales; Gigasporaceae. The record is from the annotation of a GenBank genome assembly.
AUGUGGUAGGAAUAGAUGAAUAUCAUUCAUUUACAGCUUGUAAAGAAUUAAGUGAUUCGGUAAAUAAUAAUCCACCCACCAAUUUUUCAAACAUGAACGGCAUAGGUGGAGACUUUGAUAAAUGGGCCAGAAGCAAAGAAUACAGGGGAUACAUCCAUAUUCCCAGUUUUAACGUUAAAUGUGAUGCUAAAGGUUAUUUUGUCUCAGCUAAUCCUCGAGAUCCUGACUAUCGUAAUCAAGAAAAUUCAACUAAAAAUCCAAAAAAAGUCGCCAAUGCUGAACACAAUCCUUAUGGCUAUACAAAAAUCCCUCAAGCACCUUGGGGAACCC